AUGAAGAUUCCUUGUCCACAUGCAUGUGCUGCUGCUCAAGAACGAAAUAUUAGCAUGUACGCAUUGUGCUCUGAAUAUUACACAAGAGAGAAUUGGAAGAGCACAUAUGAGGGGACAAUUAUGCCAGUUGGUGUUGAGGAUGAUUGGGAAUUUCCUGAAGACAUUAAGAACAUCCAAGUUGGAGUACCGAUUGAGAAGAAACCUGUAGGCCGACCAAAGAAGCAAAAGGUCGGACGAAUUAGGAAAAAUCGAUAUCCUUCAAAUGGAGACAAAGUUGUGAUACAACGAUGUUGUAGCAAGUGUGGUGGUAAAGGGCACAACAAAGAGUCUAGCAAGUACCGAGGUUAA
Molecule: messenger RNA, 348 nt
Organism: Humulus lupulus (European hop)
Lineage: Eukaryota; Viridiplantae; Streptophyta; Magnoliopsida; Rosales; Cannabaceae
Exons: 1
Coding region: 1-348 (115 amino acids)
Source: RefSeq, a predicted model, not a curated record